Molecule: messenger RNA, 438 nt
Organism: Sardina pilchardus (European sardine)
Lineage: Eukaryota; Metazoa; Chordata; Actinopteri; Clupeiformes; Clupeidae
Product: integrin alpha-D-like
Exons: 4
Coding region: 1-438 (145 amino acids)
Source: RefSeq, a predicted model, not a curated record
AUGUCUCUUGGCCUUUCCAUGAGCAAGACAGAGUUAUCUACAAAGACAAUAGUUUGUGGUCCAACCAUCCCAAAAGAGUGUGAUAACAUCAAUCUCUAUGGUGGGAUGUGUUUCAGCAUUGGACCGUCUCUUCAACAAGGAGGACCUGUGCCAGCAUCUCUUCAAAACUGCAAGACUACAGAUAUUGCAUUCUUGCUGGAUGGGUCUGGGAGUGUGAAUCGAAACCAGUUCAACACCAUGAAGACAUUUGUGAAAGGCCUAACCACAAGACUUCUGCAUCAAAACACGAGGUUUGCCUUGGCACAGUACUCCAGUGGAUGCACCAUCCACCUGAAAUUCAAUAUGUUUGAGAGAGCAACAUGGAACCGUCAGGUGGACAGUAUCAAACAGCAACAAGGAGGCACUAAUACAGCUGGUGCCAUCAAGACAGUUGUGUAA